This is a messenger RNA of Phytophthora nicotianae INRA-310, 5118 nucleotides long. RefSeq lists its product as hypothetical. The coding region runs from base 1 to 4983 and encodes 1660 amino acids. NCBI's taxonomy places the organism in Eukaryota, Oomycota, Peronosporomycetes, Peronosporales, Peronosporaceae. The transcript has a single exon. The record is from RefSeq and is a predicted model, not a curated record. Gene Ontology annotation, molecular function: protein binding; calcium ion binding.
AUGGCAGAGCAAGGUUGGGAAGGUGAUCCCUGGUCUUCAUACCCUGACGACGCUGGUUACGACAGCCACGCACAACAAGAUGCUGGAUAUGACCCCAAUGAAUACUGGCGAGUGGACACCGACGUGUAUCGUAUUUUCCUUGAAUUGGCACCCAAUUUUCACGGUGAAAGUGUAGAACUCGGUGAACUACCUGAACUUUGUCGUCAGAUAGGGCGGCCACUACGUGAUGCGCACGAACAAUUUCGCUUGAUGCAGGAGUUAGAUACAACAAACUCCAUGAUGAUCUUACGCCAUGACUUUGUGACGUGGUUACUAAACGAAAUUCACGCCGAGGAGCGUGCAGCGGCACCACGUCUAAUCCCAGAGGCAACACCAGCGUGGGAGGAGGUAAUUCAAGAAGUAUCUGAGGCUGACUUGGCUCUUGGUAAUAAAUCCGCAGUAUUCUACUACAAUACACUCUCAGGCGAGAGUAUCUGGGAGCUUCCGAGUUUGAUACGCUGCCUGUGGAAUCAUUUGGAAAUUCACGAAAAGAAUCAGCAAGAACUGCAAAUAUCUCGUGAUGGAAUCCCUAAUUUUCUAAGUGAAAAAUCAGAUGACACUCGCGAAAUGAUACAGCAACUUCGAGAGUUAUUUGUCAAAUAUGACGAAGAUAAAUCUGGUUAUUUAGACCCUGCCGAGUUCGAAGACUUGUGUGUGCACGUGGGGCAGUCCACUAAUGGCCGUGAAGGUCUUCUAACUCUAAUCCAAGAAAUAGAUCCGUACAGUUCUCCUGUUUCGGAUCAACCUGUUGUGUCGUGGGAAGCGUUGAAGUAUUACUGGAUGGUUACCGCACCAUUUCAGCGUCGUACAAGACUAGGCGAAGUAAAAUAUUCUUCGUGGGAGCGAAUCGAUCAGCUUAACAGACGCACAACACCAGUUCUCUAUCGUCACACAACAACGUUGCAAGAACGAUGGAGUCAUCCAGCAAUGGAGCAGCGUGUAGCCGAUCGACUUAACCAUCUAUUUCCUAGUAGCAAGAUGGAUUGGACACAAAAAAUCGAUCUUUUCCUCGAUAUUCAAAGGCAAACAAGUGGAUCCACAGCACUUGAGAAUCGUAGAUGGAAUUUAGAGACGUGCUGGCGGGUAUUUACACAGUUUGAGCACCAAAUGACUCGAAAACAACACGUUCAAGCAGUAAUAACCCAUCUUCAGAAUCGAUUUGGAAUAUCCACAGCAGACGAUGAGGAAUCUAUCUCGAUUGAUGAAAAUAUAAUCCGUGCGUGGCUAAUAUUUUGCACGAAGAAAGUGGAUAUGGGUGGCUGGGAGGAGGUUGAGGCCUCGGAAGGGCAGACUUACUACUAUCACGAGGUGAAUGGCGUAACGCAAUGGGAUCCACCUCAACUACAGACACAAAUGGCAACAAUGCUCACCAAACUUGGAGGGCAAAAUCUAUCGGCAGAUGAACAGAUUGCGCGGGUUUUCCGUCAAUAUGAUGUGGACGAGAGUGGCGAGAUGACAGUCGAUGAGUUUCAACAAUUUUAUCGCGCACUUUUGGGCCGUGGUAGCACAUCCAUGACUGACACUCAGAUACGACAGGUCUUUAGUGUCCUCGACGCUAGUGGCGAUGGAUCUGUGACGCUCGAGGAGUUCCAGCUCUGGUGGAAAACUAAACUCCAGCUGGAAGUCAAAGAGACUGACGAAGUUGAAAGUAUAACUCGUGAACAGCGUCGUCGUGAAAUUUGUCAUGAAUUUCUCGAAAAUGCAGAUGGAAUAGUACUCGUUCAUGGGAAAGAUGAAUCUGAUGCAAUAGAAUGUUUCGAGUCGAAUUUACUACCACGUCUCGUAGCUUUCUUAGGCGAGUUCCCAUUGCGUGGCUUGGCAUACCGUCGAGCAUUGAACGAGCUGGUAACAGAUCCUAUGGACCAAUUAGUCUCUCUCGAACGCUUUCUUAACUGGUACGAUACCUUUGAAACUACAGAACGAGAGAAGCUGGAGCUGCAACGAGCCAAACAACGCGCUCAAGCUGAGCUUCGAGCACAACACGAAGCUCAAGCUGCUGCUCGAGAGAAACAACGUCGACGUCGUAAACAAAUGCGCACUUUAAACGUAAUGAAUGAGAAAGCCACAGCCAUAACCGAACACGAAGCGGAGCAGCAACGCGUCAAGAAGAUUUCUGUACUGUUUAAAACCUUUGACUCCGAUGGCUCCGGAGCUUUGGACGAGCAUGAGCUGCUCCAACUCGUUAAAGCUCUUGGACAUGAGAUGGAUAUCGCACAGAUUAACCGUAUGAUGAAGGUCAUGGACUCUAGCGGAGACGGUCGGAUUAAUCUGGAAGAAUUCCUCGCAUUCUGGAAAGCUUUCGAGCAUCGCCGACCUGCUGUAAAUGCUGCUACGGUACAUCAAACACGUCGAGACGCUGUCUCUAAACCAACAGUUGACACUAUUGCACCUCACUUAACUACCAGUGACGCUGUAGCUUCACUGGCCGUGAGUCUAGAGAUGGUAAAAGACAGAGCUUUGAAAGUUACACUCGCUGAUUUACGCGGGGUUUUGAGCGAUUGGAGAGAUGAUUUUCUCGAGAAACGUAUCGAACAACAAGCUGAACACGACGAAGCGGAGAAGUUGAAAAAGUGGCGUGAAUUACGUGCAUUCAUCCCAACAAAGAAGCGAGCGUACGGUGCAAAACGUUUGGAUGUGUCAUGGAUUGAACCCGAAGUGGUAGACUGCGUCGCAGCGAUCAUAGCUGACAUUGCAAUACGCAUAGACCCACCUUUAAAACCUGAUGCUGCACAGCGGAUCCAAGCACUAGUACGAGGUCAUUUGGCACGGAGAUUUAUGUUUAAUCUGGUGUGCGAACGCUUUCAGAAGCAUAUCGAUCCACGAACUCGUUUGUAUUACUUCACAGAUAUUCUUACCGGUAAAAUCCUUCUCAAUCGACCGCUAUACCCCAUCAGCACGUCUUCAAUCGCCCCUUUGGAGCAUGGUAAUUGCUCUUCUAAGGCUGAAAAGUACCAAUUCGACAAACGUUUAUCAGAGCGUCGUGCGAAGAAGGAUUUCUACGAUCAAAUGUGCUUACCCUCGCUGUCAGAAGGCUCCAAACACCGUCCGAUGUUGGCGUUUAGUGCGUUCUACACGUAUGACGUGACUUCGUUAGUGCAGCAACGUUUGCUUGGCAACAUUUGGACGCAUCUGCGCUCUCCUGAACCUGAUUUGGUACUACUGGAACUAAUCGCUCGACGUCGUCGUCGACAGCUCAUGCAGCGUGGAGGUGAUGCAGCAGCCAAUUUGCCGCUUCACUAUGCAGUCCGCUCGCACUUUGGUGUUGCACUUAUACGUGCAAUGGUGGACGGAUACCCCGCGGCACUAACGGAGUGUGAUGUCUUUGGUAUGACACCUCUACAUAUUGGGUUCCGUGAACACUCCAGUGUUGAGAUACUCACUAUCCUAGCUCAGAAGCCGCAGAUACUAAAAAAUCGACAAAAAGGGGGGAAUAUUUCAGUUUGGGAGCGUCAAACAGUCUGUGGAGAUACCCCGCUACAUGUAGCCAUCCUUCAUCGUGCAUCAGUUGAAGUAUUACAGUGGGCUUUUGCAGCUUGUGAAGAAAUCAAGACUAAGGUACCGAAGUUAUUUAACGAGCGUGGAGAAUCUGCUUUUCACUCGUGUAUUACUCAACAGCGACAAUCGGGAGGAAAUUUCGUUUCUCCACGCUCAAGAACUGCAGUUUUGCUGUUCUUUAAGCACUUUAACGCGCAUGAAUUGUGUACCACAGCUACUAAACAUGGUGAUCUGCCCUUGCAUCUUGCUAUGGAUGGCUUUGAACACGAAAAACAGCGAGAUACUGACAUCGGCUGGUUGUGGCUUGUGGAUCUCUUGGUGAUGCACUACCCUGCAGCACUAUUAACUGUAAAACGUAGCAACGGGCUCUUACCGAUUCAUCUCGCGAUAAAAUACGGAUUCCCAGAAGAAAUGGCAGUAAGAAUCCUCACGCUCACGGCCGAAAUACUCCCAGAUAACCAGGAAAAUGCUCUACUCGAGGUCACAACAAUAGUCGGAACUCAAACAACGCUACUGCACUAUGCUCUUAUCCACCAGCCCCAAGCAACGCGUCUGCUCUCUCUGUUAAUUAGCCUCAUGCCUACGUCUUGUAAGUCGAUUUCUCUUCCAACUGGAGACCUCCCGAUACACGUCGCAGCAGCAAAUGGAGUCAGCCUGGAGAUUCUACACAAAUUAUGUGAAAUCUACACCGACGGCUGUCGAACAUACAAUGCAAAACGACAAUUACCACUACACCUGGCGAUACUGCACCAUGUCAGCGUUGACACCGCGAAAGUCUUGGUAAACCACUGUAAAGAGAUUCUCGCUGAUACGGAAGAACGCCGUGGUUUACGUGCCUUGCUGAUGGCUGCGAACACCAGAGUACCGGAUUACCAAGUGCUGUUGACGCUGUUGGAUGCUACACCAAGUCUCUCGACCGAGAAAAAGUCUAGAAAUCAACCUGUUACGCCGUUGUACGCACUCUCAUUACGACGCUGCACUCCAGAAAUUUCAAGUCACGAUGUUGCUAAACGCUGCCACGAUAAGUUCGAGAGUCUUGCGGAUGAAGAAGCCUAUUUCCUUGCCAUGGCCAAGACUAAACUCCGGAAACAGCACUAUAACCCGACACCACAAUGGACGUUCAGUAAGAUCAUCCAACUAGUCGAGCGUAAUCCUUUAGACGAGGCGCUUAUUCAGCGUGCGUUGUAUGCGACGAACGAGAAGCUUCGAGCUAUGAACGAUGCAGAGAGUAACCAGGAGGAUAACCGCAAGGGUUACGGCACACUCGUUGACACUGUAACACUUAACAGCGAUCUCAUGCUUGUGCGUACAGUGCAUCAAGUUAUGUUCGAGUUCCCGAGCAAUCCGCGACUUCAGUUGCUUGGCCAGGCAGUUUUGAACAAGCUACUCCCUUCGGCGUAUGUCAGGGCUGCGUACAAAGCGAAGAUUGACCCGUAUUUUAACUUGUAACAGUUAAGGAAGCUGAACGGCGCGACGAACGUCGUCCAGCAUCAACUGCGCAGCCUGCACUGCAUCGCUGUCGCUUCCACAUGCGCAGUCCAACCUACAAAAAAGUCUAAUCAAUACACAUAAUAUUUUAUCUAC